Messenger RNA from Bacillus rossius redtenbacheri, 1576 nucleotides. It is a transcript of the gene Mat1, whose product is annotated as CDK-activating kinase assembly factor MAT1. The record is from RefSeq and is a predicted model, not a curated record. The coding region runs from base 234 to 1187 and encodes 317 amino acids. Gene Ontology annotation, biological process: regulation of transcription by RNA polymerase II; positive regulation of cyclin-dependent protein serine/threonine kinase activity; nucleotide-excision repair. Gene Ontology annotation, molecular function: cyclin-dependent protein serine/threonine kinase activator activity. Gene Ontology annotation, cellular component: transcription factor TFIIH holo complex. NCBI's taxonomy places the organism in Eukaryota, Metazoa, Arthropoda, Insecta, Phasmatodea, Bacillidae. The transcript has 3 exons.
UUUAACUUAAAAAAAAAUAAACUACAUAUACAGAAAGUAACGAUAACCUAUAAUUUGAUUUUGUUUAUAUAAUUCUUUAUUUAAUGUUUGCAAUUUUUGUUGCUUAGGCUAGGGAUGUUGUAAACAAAAAUAUCUGAAACGGGAUAUAAUGUAAUUGCUAGUUUGCAUUUUUAUUUUACGUUCAGUGUAUCGUUACAUUGCUUUGCAAAAUCUUGUUUUUGCCGUUUACAGCAAUGGAUGACCAAGUUUGUCCUCGAUGCAAAACCACAAAGUACAGGAAUCCUUCGCUGAAGCUGAUGGUGAAUGUCUGUGGUCACGCUCUGUGCGACAGUUGCGUGGAUCUGCUCUUCUUGAAAGGCUCAGGAUCCUGUCCGGAAUGUAGAAUUCCUCUUCGAAGAAACAAUUUCCGCGUUCAACUUUUCGAGGAUUCUAUGGUGGAAAAGGAAGUGGAUAUUCGGAAAAGAGUUUUGAGAGACUUCAACAAGAAAGAGGAAGACUUUAGGACAUUGCGUGAAUUUAACGACUAUUUAGAAGAAGUGGAGACAAUCAUUUUUAAUUUGGUUCACGACGUCGACAUCAUCGCAACCAACAAAAAAAUCGAACAGUACAAGAAAGAUAACAGGGAGAUCAUCCUAAAAAACAAAACGAAGCUGGGCAGGGAGGAAAUGGAACUGGACGAACUGUUGGAAGAGGAGAAGCUCCAGGAGAAGAAACGCAAGCAAGAAAACAUAAACGAGGAGCUGGAGGAGAAGAAGAUAAAGAUGAGGAAAAAGGAAGAGCUGAUAGACGAGCUUAUGUUCUCCAACGCGGACGCGAAGAACAUCUUGGAGAGCUUCGUCCAGCAGGCGGACACUGUCAAGGAGGAGAAGAAGCCGGCGGCGAGGGCCAGCCACUUCUCCACGGGGGUGAAGUUCGGCAGCCAGUCGCAGCAGAGCAUCGUGCCCUUGACCAAGGUCGAGGAGGGAGCGCCCUUCGUGUACCAGGAGCCGGUGCUGGAGGUGGACGGCCCGUUGCCGCCCGGCCCGGACGCCGUGGAGGGUCGGGGCUUCGUCGCCAACAUCAGGGCUGAGACGGAGCAGGAGCGGGCCGGCGGGUUCCGGUCGAACAUUGCGUGCUUGAGGGCGCUGCAGGAGGCGUUCAUGGGGCUGUACCACGUGUCGCACCGGACGCAGCUGCCGGUGUCGUGAGGUCCCGCGUCUUGCCGUCACCUCCAUUCAUUCAUUCUCGUCGUUAUUCUCAAGAUUUGUUUUUUUUUUUUUUUGUAAUCAGAGAAGCAUAUGAACAGCAUUCGUGACCAGUUCUGGUGAAAACAUCUCUCUAACUCACGUGGCCCAGUUAUUAUUUGUGUCGGAAUCAUUUCUCGGACACACGUUAAGGGCUGUAUUCUUGAAAGUUCUCAUUCAAAGCUGGAACUGUGAUGAAAGCUUUGCAGCAAGCAUGAGACUGUCUGACAUUGCAAUCCAGCAUAAUCAAUACCAAAAUAUUUCUAGUUUCAAGUCUGUUGCAAUGGUAUGCUUGUGUUGUCUUAGUAAGCAAUGAGUCUGUUAUUUUUCCCCAAUAAAACAUAAGCAUGGAA